CCUCGUGCCGUCAGUGCAGGGAGGAGGGCAGGCUGAGCAGCACAGAUUAGUCACUUCAGUCCUGGAGAAUACACUAACGCACCUCCUCCGGACUCAGUUACAGUUUGUGUGCGGCUCACAGAGGUUUUUCCAAUCCUUACCGCUCUAAGAAAAAAAAAAAAAAAAAAAAAAACUGCACACAACAGGAAACAUGGAGGACUUCUACACCAGUGACGAUACGGAUAUCAGUUUCAACGAUACUUAUGAAUACGACUAUGAACACAGCGUCUGCGAGAAAGAAUCGGUGCGUUCUUUCGGCAGCGUCUUCCUCCCAAUCAUCUACGCCCUGGCUCUGGUGGUGGGCCUGGCUGGGAACGCCUUGGUGGUGGUGGUCUACACGUCCAAGUUGAGACUCCGGACCCUGACUGACAUGUGCAUCCUCAACUUGGCCAUCUCAGACCUGCUGCUGCUCUUCACCCUGCCGUUCUGGGCCGCCGACGCCGUCCACGGCUGGAAGCUGGGCGUGGCCGGCUGCAAACUCAACUCCUUCCUCUACAGCACCAACUUCAGCUGUGGCAUGCUACUGCUGGCGUGCAUCAGCGUGGAUCGCUAUCGGGCGGUGGCCCAAAACUCAGUAGGCAGAACUGGGACGGGUACCCGAGUCAGGAGGCAGUGGAUCCUGGUGUGUGCAGCACUGUGGACUUUAGCCAGCUUCUUUGGCCUUCCUGAACUCAUCUUCUCCACGGUGAAGACUUCCCAUCACAGGACCAGCUGCACGGCCAUCUACCCAACCAGCAUGGCCCGACCUGCGAAAGCUGCCCUGGAGCUGCUGGAGGUCAUCCUUCGCUUCCUCGUCCCCUUCCUGGUCAUGGUGGUCUGCUACUCAUGCAUAGGCAGGGCGCUAACCAAGGCUGCCGGGGUGCGCAGGGAACGGAAAUGGCGCGCGCUUCGGGUCCUCCUCGUCGUCGUGGCCGUGUUCCUGCUCACCCAGAUGCCCUACAACGUGGUCAAGCUAUGUCGAGCGAUGGACAUCAUCUACCACCUCGUCACGGACUGCGAAAUGAGCAAGCGCUUGGACCGCGCUCGGCAGGUGACGGAGAGCCUGGCGCUCACCCACGCCUGCAUCAACCCCGUCCUGUACGCCUUCAUCGGGUCUUCCUUCAGAGGACACGUCCUGAAGGCUGCCAAGCACCUUGGACAGAGACUUGGAAGACACUCGAGGCAAGUCAACGAGGAGCCAGCGGUGGAGAUCGCACUCCACUCAGCGAGCCAGAACCAGUCUCAGUCUGUUUCAGAGGACCAGGACACCAGCACAUUCACUAUCUGAGACUUUAGCACAUACAGUGUUAGCCAUCUGUACUGGCACUCUUGGUAAAUAUGCGUCAAAAGCCUCAAAUUAAAUUCAUUUUUAUUGCAGUAGCAUAUUCUCAAACUAAAAGAAAUUGAGUAAAAACAAUCUCUUGCCAAGAAAUAUUUAUGGCACAAUAAUUGAUACAUCCCCUGAAUCCUUUGCACAAACUAUCAAUGCUCAUAAAACAGGACUCACACUGUGACAUUUUCACAGAGGUAGCACACAAUUCAAAUUAAAGCAAAGUUUACCAACCUCUGCACAUUUACCGUUUUGAUGGUAGGUAAUUGAGACUUAAUGGAUGAAUGUAACUGAAGUAAUAGGUCAAUUUUUCUUAUUUUUCAAAAUUAGAACUUAACAUGUUUAAGAUCAUUAUGAUUUGAUUUUCAUUAAUUUAUUUUUUUUUUUGGCAUGCAACAAGUGCUCUCACACCUAAUGUGAGGGUUGGGCAUGAAAUACUUAAUUUUCAUAAAUUAACUGGUUUUACUUUUUUAAAACAAUUAUUUUUCAUCCGAAUCAUUUAAAUGUAAAAUUUCAUAUUUUUUUUUUAUUCAAAACCACCCACCUUUAGUCACAAACACCCACAUUUUUAUAUACAGAUAAGCAAAUCGAUGGGGAAACUUAGAACAAUGUGUUGUCGCCCUGGGGGACGUCAGCACGAGGAAACUGGAAUCUAACCCACAAUUUUCUGAUUGUAAAGCACUCCAUUACCUCCUGAGUCACUAUCAAGACUUUGCUAAAGACUUCUUGAAGCCUAAUAUUAUCAUAUUAAAGUGUUUUAAGAACCUUGCUGAACCCUAUUCUUAAAUUUACAGCAUGUGAUUAUCCUACUGUAAUAAAAGAGGAAUUUGUUGAAGGCUUUUUACAGAUAUUUAGAUCAGGCACACCUAAAACUCUCUAAUACUAUAUGCCUAUUUACUUGAUAUAUAUUUACGUGCAUUAGCCAUCAUACAAGCUAGACAGGAGUUAGCCGCACAUAACUUAACGGCUAAAAAAAAUAUGUAAUAUAGCGUUAUACGCACUAAAGCUAUAUGUGUUUUGUAUAAAUUAUGUAUUUUCUUAAAUAAAAGAACAAAGCGACGUGCAUCUGUUACAAUUAAAUGCAGCUGAAUCACAAGUUGCUCAGGGGAACCGUUCAGAACAACUCCAAUCCAACUUUACAAUCAGCCCCGUCUUCCAAAAUCUCAUCUGCGUCGCAUUUCAUCACAUCCUGCGGCUUUGGGUUGGGAUGACGGAUGGCUCGGUUGCACAGUGGGUGACCCAUUGAGUCGAAAAACAUUUGGCAAGCAAAGACAGGAGAGCUCACAGCAGGAAGGACCCUUCUAUGCCAUUAGAGCAGUAAACAGCAAAGUUGCAUGUUCCUUAGAGGAGCUUAAAGCCUAACCGCUGUUUUUCAUCCAUUUAUAUUUGUUUAUUUCAAUAAAGUAAAGUUUAAAGAGCAAAUGAUUUGCAGCGGAGAAGAACCUCCCACUAGAUCUCUCUCUUUUUUUUUUUAUGAUGCCACUACGCACGAUAAUGCCAGACUAACCCUGAUACACAUCACAUCUUGGCUCAGAGUGCCGGGUGGCCAGAGUCCAAUGCUUAAUAGUUUGUUUAAGCCUCUGUGCUUGACAACAAAGAAGGUUGAGUUUGUCUUGGCAAAGCCUGCUCUUAAAAUCCAACUCAGAUACUUCCAACAGACACGAAACAAUGUUUACUUUUUUUUUUUUUUUUUUGCGUGUUUAGUGGCUAUCAAUCCACCUGAGUCGGCCUCUCUAAAUACUUAAAGAACAUUGGUUCUUACAUCAAAGACAGAUGUUUAGCCUCUGCAUGUAUUUUUGCCAAACCUCAUCAGUGUACAAAUUCAUAAAACAAAACCCCGUAGUAGAAAACCACAAGAAGACAAGAUAUGGUACCUUGCAAAAGUAUCAUCACCUUCACAAAUUGUCCCACUGUAACCACAAAGGGAUGUAGAUUAGUGCAAGGGGAGAAAAACCUUAAUUUAAAAAAAGACAUUUUUUACAAAUGAAAAUCAGAAAAGCAAAGAAAUCUCUCUCUAAAAUCCUGUGCCGCUUCCAGGCACCACCCAAUUAGUAAAUACAGUCAACCUGUAUGCGGUUCAAUCUCAGCAUAAAUACGACGUCUUCUGUGACGGCCUAAAAGGUUUCUUAGAGAACAUUAACCAACAAACAGCUUUAUGAGGAGCGUACAGCAGACGGGUCAGGAAGCUGGUUCCAGAGCAGCAUUUAAACAUAUCAAGGAGUUCAGUCCGUCAUCUGAAAAUGAAAAGCGACUGCAGCACAACUGCAAACCCAUCUAGAAAGGGACUGUCUGGGAUAAAGCAGAGCAUUAUUCAGAGAAGAUGACAAGAAGCCUAUGGUAACUCUUGGCAACAGGCAUCAACCGCUCAGGCAGAAAAAGAGCCUCUGGUGAUGAAAAGCCACAAAACGUUCUGUUUUCAAGUUCACCAGAAUUAUGUAAGAAAUCAGCAAACAUGCGGAGGAGCGUCAGAUGGAAAUGUUACGCUGUUCGGGUGUUAUUCCUUAGCAGGGUCACAAAGCUGGGGAGAGUCAGUAGGAGGAUGAACUGAGGGCUAUACUGGAAAAAGACCUGCUAGAAACUGCAAAAAGAGGUGAGACUCGUUUUGCACUCAGUAGAACCGCCUGAAACAUCCAGUCAGAACCACAAUCCUGCUGUUUCAACUGAAGUGUUCACAUGGCCUACACUCAAAUCUAAACGGAAAUGUGGCACGAGAUUUGAAAACUGAUGUUCACAGGUGCUUUCCAUCCACUCUCACUAUGCUAGAGCAUUUUUACAAAGACUCAAUUGCAGCAAACAAAGUAUUCAAUCGUGGGGGACGGGGGGGGGGGGGG
Messenger RNA from Poecilia reticulata (guppy), 4179 nucleotides. It is a transcript of the gene ackr4b, whose product is annotated as atypical chemokine receptor 4b. NCBI's taxonomy places the organism in Eukaryota, Metazoa, Chordata, Actinopteri, Cyprinodontiformes, Poeciliidae. Gene Ontology annotation, cellular component: membrane; external side of plasma membrane. Gene Ontology annotation, molecular function: C-C chemokine binding; C-C chemokine receptor activity; scavenger receptor activity. Gene Ontology annotation, biological process: cell chemotaxis; immune response; positive regulation of cytosolic calcium ion concentration. The record is from RefSeq and is a predicted model, not a curated record.